This is a messenger RNA of Durio zibethinus, 704 nucleotides long. RefSeq lists its product as uncharacterized. Gene Ontology annotation, biological process: RNA splicing. NCBI's taxonomy places the organism in Eukaryota, Viridiplantae, Streptophyta, Magnoliopsida, Malvales, Malvaceae. Gene Ontology annotation, molecular function: RNA binding. The record is from RefSeq and is a predicted model, not a curated record. Gene Ontology annotation, cellular component: small nuclear ribonucleoprotein complex.
GCAAAAACCCUAAUUUUAAAAUAACCAGGGUUUCUUGUGGGUCGUCGGAGUCUAUAAAACGGCUCUCAACUGCUUCUCUUGAAAUCAGAUCUCAUCAGUGUAGCGCCAAUCAGAUCCUUGUCUUGGUUUAACUUGGAGAUAGUGUUGAAAACUUCCGUAGCUGAAAAUGAGUCGGCCAAUGGAAGAAGAGACGGUAAAGAAUGAGGAAGAGGAAUUUAACACAGGACCACUGUCUGUUCUGAUGAUGAGUGUCAAAAAUAACACUCAGGUUCUCAUCAAUUGUCGUAACAAUAAAAAACUUCUGGGUCGCGUGAGAGCCUUCGAUCGCCACUGCAAUAUGGUUCUGGAAAAUGUCAGGGAGAUGUGGACUGAGGUACCAAAGACUGGGAAAGGCAAGAAAAAGGCACUUCCUGUUAACAAGGACAGAUUCAUCAGUAAGAUGUUCCUUAGGGGAGAUUCUGUUAUAAUUGUUCUCAGAAAUCCUAAGUAAAUUUAGUACAUUAGGUUGUGUCAGUUAUGAAACUUCCUGUGCGUUUAGACUUUUCCCUCGUAGUUUAUAUUACCCUGAUGCCCACAACAUUUACCUUUUAAACACGCUAUCUCAACCACCAACUUUGAUGUGAGUUACUGAAGCUACCGUAUUGAGUAGUCUUAUGUUUGUAAAUUACUAAAUGCAGUAAACUUGACAGAAGGUUUUUUAGUGA